AUGCCAUCCUUCGCUCCAUCGUCACCACCGGAAUUCCUGUUUGGAUAUAAUCGGGCCAAUGCCCAGUUCAUCUUCCGAGAUUUUCCGUCCUACAACCUCUCGCAUGAAAAGGCUUUAUAUGUGCCCAGGACCUACAACGUCCCCGCGAUUGAUGCCAUCCUUUUGUGUCUUAAUAAUGUGGACAAGAAGGCUGAGCUCAUACCGAUUCAAAUCACGAUCCAGAAAGCUCAUAGAAUAUCGGAAGAACAGUUCUUCAACAACUGGUUCUUCUGGCAUGACUACCUUGAUGAUUAUGAUGUCAAUGUCACCUCCCUCUGGAUCACCUCGGACGGGGGCUUCCAAGCGAACGUCCAUGGAGGAAAGACUCCGUAA
Aspergillus chevalieri is the source of this 372-nucleotide messenger RNA. RefSeq lists its product as uncharacterized. The transcript has a single exon. Lineage: Eukaryota; Fungi; Ascomycota; Eurotiomycetes; Eurotiales; Aspergillaceae. Bases 1 to 372 code for a protein of 123 amino acids. The record is from RefSeq and is a predicted model, not a curated record.